Molecule: messenger RNA, 3534 nt
Organism: Closterium sp. Yama58-4
Lineage: Eukaryota; Viridiplantae; Streptophyta; Zygnematophyceae; Desmidiales; Closteriaceae
Source: the annotation of a GenBank genome assembly
AUGUUCGCGUCGAAGCUGCGCCACGUCGCCAUCGACUCGCUGAAAUCCAGCGGGUCGCUCGAGUUGUUAAGCCAUCUGACAUCUCUCGAGCGGCUCGACGUGGAACACGUGCGAGAAAACGAACCGUUUCCCGUGGGUUUGUUCUCGCUGCCGUCACUGGCUUUCGUGAAGCUGGGUGACGUCAAGUGGAUGGAAGGAACCGACGUCAUGCCGCUCUGGCAGUCGGCUUGUCCAAACUCUCAAUCUCCCACCGCAAUCUACAACGCUGCCCUAGAAAUCGCUGCCGCUGAGUCGAAUACGACAUACCCGCCCCUCGGCCGUUCCCUCCGUCAUCUCGACAUUAGCGUAGGCGAGCUAGACGGCUCGGAGCGAAGGUUCAUGUCCGCGGGGCUGUGCUCGUUUGAAUGGCUGACCCACCUCACCAUCUCCAACCUCCAUAGCUCCGGCCUCCUGCCAAUAGCUCUCGGCCAGCUGCGUAAUCUGCGCUCGCUCUCGCUCUCCGGUCGCGUCCAGUUCUUCCCUCCCUCCCUUGCGCUCCUCGCGUCAUCUCUGCAGUCGCUGACACUUAUUUCCUCUUUGCUGCCCGCCUUUUGCCAGUUCUCCCGCCUCCACACGCUAACAAUCAUCAAAUACGACGACCUAAUCUCCCUGCCUGCGAAUUUCGGCGCAAUGGUAUCCCUCAAGAGCCUCUCCAUUCGCGAGUGCAAAGUUUUCCGCCAUCUCCCGGACUCCCUCUCCACCCUGAGAUCCCUCCUCCACCUCACAAUCAAAGACUGUCCAAGAUUUUCCUCUCUCCCAGACGGCUUCGGUUUGUUACCUGGACUGACCCAACUGGAAAUCUCCCGGUGCGUUUCUUUUACGCGUCUGCCCGCCUCCUUCCCCUCUCUCCCUUUGCUCCGCGUGGCCUGCUUCAGCCACUGCAAGUGGCUGCACUCCCUCCCUCCCCACAUGGGUCAGAUGCUUCGUUUAGAGGAGCUGCAGCUACCGACUGCCAUUCGCGUCGGCCACGUGCCACCUGUAGAGAAGGUCACUACGGCGAAAAAGGAGCUUGCAUUGGCGCUUUCCGCUCCCGCGCAUUCCGCUCUCUCGCUAUUCCGCAAUCUUUCCCUCACUCCGAGCAUCACUUCCGUUUCCCUCGCCGAACGCGCCCUCGAUUUCUACGACGACGCGUUUCUUUCCUCCUUGAUCUACAACUGCGCGAGACUCGUCCGACUGAGGGUGCACGAGCCGUGCUUCGCGGGAUCACCUCACUUCCAGAUAACUCUUCAGUCUCUGGAGGAGUUUUUCCGUUUGGCGGCGCCGCGGUUACAGGAGCUGACUCUCUCGCACUGCCUCGGCCAAAUGGAGAACCUUCCAGGUUCCAUCGCGUCCAUGUCCUCGCUGCGCGUGCUCCGGUUACACUCCAAGUUUCUUCGCACGCUGCCCGACGGGAUAUGCCAGCUAUCCGCGCUCCAGGAGCUCCAUCUAAGCUGCCCGUUACUGUGGCAGCUGCCCGAAGCUUUUGGGGAGCUGAGAUCGUUGGCGCAGCUCUCAUUUUCGGAAUGCACGAAAUUGCAGAUGUUGCCCGACUCGUUCAACGACCUUUCAUCGCUCACCUCGCUCCGAAUCGACGGCUCCUGGCAAGUGCAUCCUUUUUCAACUCGUAUGGGCGCGCUGCAGAAUCUGCGACGACUGGAGCUGCGAAAAUUCGACGGGCGGUUACCACUCAUGUAUGGAAGAUGGACGAAGCUGGAAGUAGUUACCCUGGAGUCGUGUCCCAACAUAUUCGGUUUCCCAACCUCAUGCUCCGGGUCUCUAACAGCUCUCACCAUCCGUAGCUGCCCCUCGGUGCGCCCUCGACUUGAUCGCAUCUUCGCGUCGCAGCUGCGCCACGUCACCAUCGACUCUCUGAACACUAGCGUGUCGCUCGAGUCGCUAAGCCAUCUGUCGUCGCUCGAGCGGCUCGACGUGGCGUUCGCAGGCGGAGACGAGUCGUUUCCUGUGGGAUUGUUCGCUUUGCCGUCGCUGACUUUCGUCAAGCUGGGUAACGUCAGGUGGAUGGAAGGAGGCGACUUGGACUGGGAUUGGUUCCUCGAGGGAGAAGGCGAUUUCCACUCUGCCGCAGAGAAAGCUGCCGCCGCCAUCGCUGCUCGCGGCGCGACAUACCCGCCCCUCGGCCGUUCCCUGCGUCAUCUCGACAUUAGAUUACGCCAGUGGCAACGCACGUGCCUUUUUCCAACCUCUGAGAGAAGGUUCAUGUCCGCGUGGCUAUGCUCCCUCGAAUGGCUCACCCACCUCACAGUCUCAAACCUCGAUGACUGCACCCUCCUGCCUGCAGCCCUCGGCCAUUUGCGUAGUCUGCGCUCGCUCUCGCUCUCCGGUCGCUUCCAGUACUUCCCUCCCUCCGUCGCGCUCCUCGCGUCGACCCUAGAAUCGCUGACGCUGCACUUUUCCCGCGAAUCUUGCCGCGAGCGCCACGAUCAAGCUUGCCCUACGCUCCAGGCCACGGUCGCGCAGCUCACGUCGCUAACGUACCUUGACCUAACCAACAUAGGUCUUCGUUCUGACAAGCCUGGCCUUGCGAGACUUGCUUUGCUUCGAACGCUACGCGUGGACUACAAACCUGCCGGCGAGUUUAUUGCCCAUGUCGACCUCCCGGAAAAUAUGGGCUGCUUGGGGAAGCUGGAGAUUUUAGAGCUCCCGCCUUCUGUCUGCGAGUUACCUUCGCUGGAAAAGCUUCAUGUCAAGUGUGAAUGCUUGGAGCAGCUGCCUGCAAAUAUCUUCAAGCUGACCCGUUUAGAGGAGCUGACGAUUGAGUGCUGCUAUCACAUGAAGACACUGCCAGCGUGUUUCGGCUUCCUUGAAGCGCUAAAGAAGCUGUCUAUAGAGGGGACAAAGAGCCCGUCGUUUCUGGACCCGCUCUGCGGCUUGCCCUCACUUGAAGAAGCAACCCUGAUUUGCGGAUCGAAUAUCUCCUCUUUGCCGCCCGCCUUCUGCCAGUUCUCCCGCCUCCACUCGCUUACAAUAAUCAGCUACGACGCCCUCACCUCCCUGCCCGCGAAUUUCGGCACAUUGGUUUCGCUCAAGAAGCUUUCUAUUGUGAAGUGUCAAGUUUUUCACCAUCUGCCCGACUCCUUCUCUGCUCUCGCGUCCCUCGUCCACCUCACCAUCACAGACUGCCCGACAUUUUCCUCUCUCCCACACGGCUUCGGUUCCCUACCCCGAUUGACCCAACUGGAAAUUUCUCGGUGCGAUUUUUUGACGCAUCUGCCCUUCUCGUUCCCGUCUCUCCCGUCUCUCCGGGUCGCCUGCUUCAGCCACUGCAAGCAACUGCACUCCCUCCCUGCCCACAUGGGUCAGAUGCUUCGUUUAGAAGUGCUCCAGUUACGGGGGUGUGUGGCCCUAAAAGCUCUACCGAACUCACUGAAAGUAGCCCGAGCAUUGAGGAGUGUGGACGUGGUCGGGAGUGGGUUGGACCAGGAAGGGGGAGAGGUAAAUGUAUGUCGAUCAAGAGUGUUCGUGGUUAGGAGGAAGUUAAACCAAAUAGGCAAAUAG